UAACAUGGGUCUGCUCUUUGGAGGCAAGCCGGAGGAGGUGCCGUUCCGCCGCAAAAUCCUGCGCUCGCUUGUCUACGCGGCGAUGAAGGCCAUGACAUUCGCAAUUCUCGCGCCGGUGUUCAAAGGCGAUACAUGCUCCGCCCUGCCGUCGGCCCGCGCCUACUUGAUCGUGUUCGCCGUUAUCCAGCUCGCAACCGUGCCGCUCCUGCUUUACACGAACUCGAUGCGAAUCAACAAGGGCUUCAAUCCGCACAUGAAUUGCGACGUACGCGCGGACGAGGGCGGCGAGGUUUUUAAUGGGCACAAGACCGUCUCGAACAUCGAUAAACUGCUCGGACUGGCGACGCUCCUCGUUGGCGUCGUGUGGGGCUUGACGCUGUGGUCAAUUCAGACUUCGCGCGGUGGGUCCAACUCGAACUGCGACAAGGGGAUUUAUUCGGCGAUCGGCGUCAGCGCCUGGAUAUGCGUCGCGAUCUUCGUAGCUAUCCUCGUCUACAUCAUACUCAUCGUCCUCAAGGUCGUGCCGAUGCCAAAUAAGGGCAAGGCCGAUCUGGAGGCGCCGCUCGACGCGGAGGCGUCGGCGGAGUAGUUGCCGUUGAGCAGUCAAGGGCGCGUUUAGUAAUAGUCUCAUUCGAUCGAUACCUUCAGGCUCGGCUGCGUGUAGGCUAGUGUGUGUGUUCCCGCUAGCUAGCUGUG
Molecule: messenger RNA, 696 nt
Organism: Pelagomonas calceolata
Lineage: Eukaryota; Pelagophyceae; Pelagomonadales; Pelagomonadaceae
Source: the annotation of a GenBank genome assembly